Hyaena hyaena (striped hyena) is the source of this 3764-nucleotide messenger RNA. It is a transcript of the gene FMNL1, whose product is annotated as formin like 1. Gene Ontology annotation, cellular component: cytosol. Gene Ontology annotation, molecular function: small GTPase binding; actin filament binding. Gene Ontology annotation, biological process: cortical actin cytoskeleton organization; regulation of cell shape; cell migration. Bases 102 to 3440 code for a protein of 1112 amino acids. NCBI's taxonomy places the organism in Eukaryota, Metazoa, Chordata, Mammalia, Carnivora, Hyaenidae. The record is from RefSeq and is a predicted model, not a curated record. The transcript has 26 exons.
UCUACCCUGCUCGCCCCCCAGGCCGGGAGCCUCAUCCCCGCUCCCCCGGAAAGCUGGAUUUCCGAGGCUGGAGGCGCCUGGCCGAUUGGGUGGGGACCACCAUGGGGAACGCGGCCGGCAGCGCGGAGCAGCCCGCGGGCCCCGCCGCGCUGUCCCCCAAGCAGCCGGCGGCGCCCAAGCAGCCGAUGCCGGCGGCCCGGGAGCUGGAGGAGAGGUUCAACCGGGUUCUGAACUGCAUGAACUUGCCCCCAGACAAGGUGCAGCUGCUGAGCCAGUAUGACAAUGAGAAGAAAUGGGAGCUCAUUUGUGACCAGGAGCGAUUUCAAGUCAAGAACCCUCCCACAGCCUAUAUCCAGAAGCUGAAGAGCUACCUGGAAACUGGUGGGGUCAGCCGAAAGGUAGCAGCGGACUGGAUGUCUAACCUGGGGUUUAAGAGGCGAGUUCAGGAGUCUACACAGGUGCUGCGGGAGCUGGAGAUCUCUCUGAGGACAAACCACAUUGGGUGGGUGGAGGAGUUCCUCAAUGAGGAGAACCGCGGCCUGGAUGUGCUCCUCGAGUACCUGGCCUUUGCCCAGUGCUCCGUCACGUAUGACAUGGAGAGCACAGACAACGGGGUCCCCAGCUCAGAGAAGAGCAAGCCCUUGGAGCAAUCAGUGGAAGACCUCAGCAAGGGUCCACCCUCAGCCUUGCCUCCACAGCCUAAGAGUCGCCACCUGACCAUCAAGCUGACCCCAGCCCACAGCAGGAAGGCCCUGCGGAAUUCUCGCAUCGUUAGCCAGAAGGAUGACGUCCAUGUCUGUAUCAUGUGCUUGCGUGCCAUCAUGAACUACCAGUCUGGCUUCAGCCUUGUCAUGACCCACCCAGCCUGUGUCAAUGAGAUUGCUCUGAGCCUCAACAACAAGAACCCCAGAACCAAGGCUCUGGUGCUGGAGCUGCUGGCGGCUGUGUGCCUGGUGCGAGGAGGGCAUGACAUCAUCCUUGCGGCCUUCGACAACUUCAAGGAGGUGUGUGGGGAGCAGCACCGCUUUGAAAAGCUGAUGGAAUAUUUCCAGAAAGAGGACAGCAACAUUGACUUCAUGGUGGCCUGCAUGCAAUUCAUCAACAUCGUGGUCCACUCUGUGGAGAACAUGAACUUUCGUGUCUUCCUGCAAUAUGAGUUCACCCACCUGGGCUUGGACUUGUACUUGGAGAGGCUUCGGCUUACGGAGAGUGACAAGCUGCAGGUGCAGAUUCAGGCAUACUUGGACAAUGUGUUUGAUGUGGGUGCACUGCUGGAGGACACUGAGACCAAGAAUGCUGUGCUGGAGCACAUGGAAGAGCUGCAGGAGCAGGUGGCCCAGCUGACAGAAAAGCUUCGGGACGCGGAGAACGAAUCCAUGGCCAAGAUUGCCGAACUGGAAAAGCAGCUAAGCCAGGCUCGAAAGGAGUUGGAGACCCUACGGGAGCGCUUCAGCGAGUCGACCCCCAUGGGCGCCUCUAGGCGUCCCCCUGAACCUGAGAAAGUGCCUACCCCCGUCCCUGCGCGGCCUUCGGCCCUAGAGCUGAAGGUGGAGGAGCUGGAAGAGAAGGGGUUAAUCCGUAUCCUGCGGGGGCCCGGGGAUGCUGUCUCCAUCGAGAUCCUCCCUGUCGCUGUGGCAACUCCAAGCGGCAGUGACGCCCUGACUCCGGGAGUGCCCACCAGCUCACCCAGCCCAGGCUCAGAUCUCCCACCUGCAGGAGAGCCAGAGCUGGUUGCCGUAGCAGCAUCCCCACCGCCACCACCGACGCCGCCUCCACCGCCGCCCCCACUGCCUGGCCUCCCUACCCAGCAGGAAGCCACGCCUUCGGCGCCCCCACUGGCCUCACCCCUCCCUGGCAGUUCGGAGCCCCCGCCCCCGCCCCCGCCGCUGCCGGGAGACGUGCCGCCCCCACCCCCACCGCCACCACUGCCUUCUGGCGCAGACGGGCCAGUACCUCCGCCACCCCCGCCGCCUCCAGGAGGUCCCUCUGAUGCUCCAGAGAUGGGCCCAGGAGUGAAAACCAAGAAACCCAUACAGACCAAGUUCAGAAUGCCACUCUUAAACUGGGUGGCCCUGAAACCCAGCCAGAUCACGGGCACUGUCUUCACUGAGCUCAAUGAUGAGAAGGUGCUGCAGGAGCUAGACAUGAGUGACUUUGAGGAACAAUUCAAGACUAAGUCCCAAGGUCCCAGCCUAGACCUCAGUGCUCUCAAGUAUAAGGCAGCCCAGAAGGCCCCCAGCAAGGCCACCCUCAUCGAGGCCAACCGGGCCAAGAACCUAGCCAUCACCUUGCGCAAGGGCAACCUGGGGGCUGAUCGCAUCUGCCAGGCCAUCGAGACGUACGACCUACAGGCCCUUGGCCUGGACUUCCUGGAGUUGCUGACCCGCUUCCUGCCCACCGAGUAUGAGCGUAGCCUCAUUGCCCGCUUUGAGCGGGAGCAGCGACCCAUGGAGGAGCUGUCGGAGGAGGAUCGCUUCAUGCUUCGCUUCAGCCGCAUCCCGCGCCUGCAGGAGCGCAUGGCCACGCUCACCUUCCUGGGCAACUUUCCGGAGACUGUGCAGCUGCUCAUGCCGCAACUGAAUGCCAUAAUUGCAGCCUCAAUGUCCAUCAAGUCCUCUGACAAACUCCGCCAGAUCCUGGAGAUUGUCCUGGCCUUUGGCAACUACAUGAACAGCAGUAAGCGUGGAGCAGCCUAUGGCUUCCGGCUCCAGAGUCUGGAUGUGCUGCUGGAGAUGAAGUCCACUGAUCGCAAGCAGACGCUGCUGCACUACCUUGUGAAGGUCAUUGCUGAGAAGUACCCACAGCUCACAGGCUUCCACAGCGACCUGCACUUCCUGGACAAGGCAGGCUCAGUAUCCCUGGACAGUGUCCUGGGGGACGUGCGCUCCCUACAGCGAGGCCUGGAGUUGACCCAGAGAGAGUUUGUGCGGCAGGAUGACUGCACGGUGCUCAAAGAGUUCCUGAGGACCAACUCACCCACCAUGGAUAAGCUGUUGGCAGACAGCAAGACAGCUCAGGAAGCCUACGAGUCUGUGGUGGAGUACUUCGGAGAGAACCCCAAGACCACCUCCCCCUCCAUGUUCUUUUCCCUUUUCAGCCGCUUCAUCAAGGCCUACAAGAAAGCCGAGCAGGAGGUGGAACAGUGGAAGAAAGAAGCAGCAGCCCAGGAGGCAGGCGCUGACGCCCCAGGCAGAGGGGAAGUCCCAGCACCCAAGUCACCACCCAAGGCCCGGCGGCAGCAGAUGGACCUCAUCUCUGAGCUGAAGCGGAAGCAGCAGAAGGAGCCACUUAUCUAUGAGAGUGACCGUGAUGGGGCCAUUGAAGAUAUCAUCACAGAUCUGCGGAACCAGCCCUACAUCCGCGCAGACACAGGCCGUAGAAGUGCUCGCCGGCGCCCCCCAGGACCCCCCCUGCAGGUCACCUCGGACCUCUCGCUGUAACUGCUAUUUCAGCAGAUGGACUCAUGUGGGGGAUGUGGGGGGCAAGGAAGGUGGUCCUCAGCUCGGCUGGGCCGGGCAGCCCCCUCUGCGGCUGUGAUGAGCCCACCUCAAGUGGUAGGGCACGCGGGGGUGUGGGGGGGCAGCAUCACUGGUUCCUCCCCCAAAUGCUGCUUGCGGCACCCCUCUUCCCCUAAUAGCCAUACUUAGCCUCAGCGGGAGCCUGGCCUGUAACUUAUAAAGUGCAACCUCGCGUCCCACCCCCUGCUCCAGGAACUCUCCAAGGACCUUAUUUUUAUACAAGAUUAAUAAAGAUGUUUACAGAAA